AUGCUUACUCGCUCUGAUCCGGUCUCAGGCUCGGUCCCCAUCUCAUCACCUGAGUAUUAUUCCUGUUCCACAGUUUCCCGACGUAACCGGCGCUCUGAGCAACCCUCAAUGUCCUCGGACACUUUGUGUAAUCUACUUUCUGAAGAGCUCUGUAUUGAUCUCGUCAGUCUGGCUUUACCCAGUUUGACCAUUUGUUCCACUGAGACAUGCACAAAUACAACAGCAGGCAGUUUUAUUCCUUUGUCUGACAUCUUCCUACCAAGACAAGUAGUUUUUCCCAUUGUUCCACCUUAUUUGGGACAAUAUGGCGAGGUACUAUUAUAA
Messenger RNA from Protopolystoma xenopodis, 324 nucleotides. NCBI's taxonomy places the organism in Eukaryota, Metazoa, Platyhelminthes, Monogenea, Polystomatidea, Polystomatidae. The record is from the annotation of a GenBank genome assembly.